GGAUAAUUUGGGACAAAGAAGAAUCGUAAAACCAGUUAGUGAGACGCAAACCUCUGCCUCCGGCCAGCACAAAAUCCUCCGGCGAAGUUCACCUCUAUUCUCUUUCAUCCAUGGAUUCUCUUCCCAACACCUUCAAUCCAAACAAACGUCUCAAAGAAGAGUUUGUGAGCAAUUUGAGUGGAUCGUCGAUGAUGGAGAUUGCCGCGCUUACCACGAUAAUCCCUAUUCUGAUACUUCUCCGGCACUCAGUUGGCUCUCAUCGUGCUGUCGAUGUUGUAUCGAAGAAAAAUGAUGAUGCAGUAGCUGGUUCUAAGGGAUGGGCAGCUUACAUGGCUUCAAUGUCUCUUGAUUUUCUUCUCAUUAUAGUUCCAAUCAUCUUAGUUUACACUGUUUUGGCAGAGUGGAUGUAUAUCUGGGCAACUUUGUUGAUAUUGUUACUACUUUUCAGUAUUGCAGCCAAAAGGUUUGGUUCCUAUUCUACUUUGAAGGAAGAUCCCUUUUCUAUAAGGCAAACUUUUUCAUCUUACAGAGUCGCUACGAUGAUCAUAACAUGCGUCUGUAUCUUGGCUGUUGACUUCACAAUAUUCCCUAGAAGAUAUGCCAAGACUGAGACUUAUGGUACUGGCUGGAUGGAUCUUGGGGUUGGCUCAUUUGUCAUAGCAAAUUCAUUAGUUUCCCGGCAAGCACGAAAUAUAUCAUCAAGAUCAGCUUUGGUGGCUGUCGAAGAGAAGAAGAAAAUGGGUUGGUGCAGGUGGAGGAAAGGGAAGUCCCGCAUCCCUAGGUCAUGGAAGACUGCUAUUCAAUCUGCUAGUCCACUAAUCAUCCUUGGGUUUGCCCGUCUUCUCUCUACCACAGGUGUGGACUAUCAGCUUCAUGUGGCGGAAUAUGGAGUGCACUGGAAUUUCUUCUUCACGCUUGCUGCGAUAUCAAUUCUUACAUCCAUAAUUAAUAUUCCCACGCAGUAUUCUGGCAUUCUUGGCUCACUAAUUCUAGUAGGUUACCAAGUUUGCUUGAUGCAUGGGUUAAACUCGUAUCUGCUUUCUAAUGAAAGGGGAACUGAUAUAAUCAGCCAAAAUAAGGAGGGGUUUUUUAGCAUAUUUGGAUAUUGGGGCAUGUACCUUGUUGGUGUCCAAUUGGGAAACUUUCUUCUAUUCAAUUACCAUUCCUCUGCUACAAUGGGAAGCAAUAAAUGGGCAACAAUUAGAGUUUGGAUACUUUCACUUCUCCUUUGGUUAUUAACUGUGAUUAUAGACCGCCAUGUAGAGAGAGUUUCCCGUCGGAUGUGCAACCUGGCUUAUGUUACACUGGUUUUGGCCGUAAAUUUACAGGUGUUGGCAAUAUUUCUUCUCUCUGAUUUUCUCCCCGGAAGCAAAACUUCAGUGCUGGAAGAAGCAUAUAACCGCAAUUUGCUGGGGACAUUUCUUCUGGCGAAUUUGCUCACGGGUUUGGUGAACUUGAUGGUGGAGACCCUGUUUGCAUCGGCAGUCAAAGCCCUUUUUAUUUUAAUUGCCUAUACAUUUUCGACGACCUUCAUCAUUGGACUGCUAGAUUACUGCGGCAUCCGGUUGAAAUUUUGGUAGGUCGACCAUCAAACUGGCAAUCUAAUUAGUUAAGGACAUGAAUCAAAUGAAAUCACCAGAAAUCCUAUGAAGUUGUUACUCUUGAUGACAAUGGUUUUUAUGUUCCUUCUCGGAGCCACCUAUGUUAACAACUGAGCCACCCAACCCAACAUGCAUACGCACAAGCGCGCACACACGCAGAGAGACAAGAAGGUCCUUCUGCACUUCUGGAAUGAGAUUGAAAACAUUAACGCUUCGUAUCCUGAAACACUGUAACGCUUUGUAGUUUGUAACAUACUAAUUGAUUAGCGCUGUUGCGGGUUUAAAAAAUUAGUCAAUUGGUGUUCAUUGUAAGGGGUAAAGAAUUUGUAGUUAACGCCAGAGUUUAAUCUUGCUUUCUCUUCUAGUGCAGUAUGAUGUAUUGGGCAUUAAAAUCAUGUUGUUAGUCACUCGGUGAACAAAGAUUUCACGGUCAUAUACCCUUGAUGUCAAAGCUGGAGAAUAAAUAGCUGUGUUUUUAA
Molecule: messenger RNA, 2080 nt
Organism: Malus domestica (apple)
Lineage: Eukaryota; Viridiplantae; Streptophyta; Magnoliopsida; Rosales; Rosaceae
Biological process (GO): protein localization to plasma membrane; GPI anchor biosynthetic process
Cellular component (GO): membrane; endoplasmic reticulum
Molecular function (GO): glucosaminyl-phosphatidylinositol O-acyltransferase activity
Source: RefSeq, a predicted model, not a curated record